CUGAGGGCGGCGCAGGGAGCCGGGCGGAGGCGGCGAGCGGCGCGGCCCAGCCGAGCAGCGGGGAUGGCCGGGGGGCCGCAGCCGGGAGCCCCCGGAGCCCCCUCGCCGCGGCUGCCCAGGCUGGGGCUGGCGCUGGGCCUGCUGGCCGCCCUGGCCGCGGUGAAAUACUACCGGGACGCCGAGGUGGCCCGGCGGCAGGAGAUGGCCUUGAAGUCUCUGGGGAACGAGGGGCUUUUUCUCUUCUCCUCUCUGGACACUAACAAUGAUCUGUACAUUAGCCCUGAGGAGUUCAAGCCAGUAGCAGAGAAAUUAACAGGUGUUACUCCUGUCCUCGAAUUUGAAGAGGAAGAGACACUGGAUCCCAGUGGGGAGACGCUAUCAAUUGUUGCUAAAUUCCAGCCCCUUCUCAUGGAAACAAUGACAAAGAGCAAAGAUGGUUUCCUAGGAAUUUCUCAUAUUGCUCUGUCUGGCCUACGGAACUGGACAGCCCCAGCAGCCCCUAUGAGCAUAAUGUUUGCCAAGCAGUUCAAAGCCUUUCUUCCCCCAAAGAAUAAGAUCGAACUCGGCGAUCCCUGGUGGAUAAUCCCAAGUGAAUUAAACAUCUUCACUGGCUACCUUUCCAACAACCGGUUUUACCCUCCGGUCCCCAAGGGCAAAGAAAUCGUGAUCCACAAACUCUUGAGCAUGUUCCAUCCUCGUCCGUUUGUAAAAACUCGCUUUGCUCCUCAAGGAGCUGUGGCCUGCAUCCAGGCAAUCAGUGAGUUCUACUAUAGGAUAGCGUUCAGGAUCCAUGCCGAGUUCCAGCUGAAUGAACCUCCAGAUUUCCCUUUCUGGUUUUCCCCUGGCCAGUUCGCAGGCCACAUCGUCCUCUCCAGAGAUUCCUCCCACGUUCGAGAGUUCAAGCUCUUUGUCCCUAACAAGAGGUCUCUCAACGUUGACAUGGAAUGGCUGUAUGGGGCGAGCGAAAGCAGCAACAUGGAAGUGGAUAUAGGUUACCUACCUCAGAUGGAAUUAGAAUCUUCAGGGCCGUCCAUCCCUUCCGUGAUUCAUGACGAAAACGGCAACGUGAUGGACAGCCGAGACCCUGCGGGGGAGCCGAUUCAGUUUGUGUUUGAAGAGAUAAACUGGCAGCGUGAACUAAGUGGGGAAGAGGCAGCCCAGAAACUGGAAGUUGCCAUGUACCCAUUUAAGAAGGUUUCGUACCUUCCCUUUACGCAGGCUUUUGACAGAGCAAAAGCUGAAAACAAACUGGUGCACUCCAUCCUGCUGUGGGGCGCCUUGGACGACCAGUCCUGCUGAGGUUCGGGGCGAACUCUCCGGGAGACCGUCCUGGAAAGUUCGCCCAUCCUUGCUCUGCUGAACGAGAGCUUCAUCAGUAGUUGGUCACUGGUGAAGGAGCUAGAAGAGCUACAGACUAAGAGGCAGAAUGAAUUCUACAGCAGAUUGGCUGACCUGCAUCUAGAGAAAUAUAACUUCCCCGUGGAGAUGAUGAUCUGCCUUCCCAACGGAACCGUGAUUCAUCAUAUCAAUGCCAACUAUUUCCUGGAUAUUACUUCUAUGAAGCCUGAAGAAGUCGAGAGCAGCAUCUUUAGCUUCUCAACCAAUUUUGAAGAUCCUUCCACUGCAACCUACCUCCAGUUCCUGAAGGAAGGACUGCAAAGAGCCAAACGGUUCCUGCAGACCUAAAAAAAAGGCAAGUGAACACCCAGCAAAGAUGGCCAAAGAUUUUAGAGUUCUUCUAUUUUGAUUAAGGCAAUUGUUCCUGAUCUACAGAAUGGACGUGGUACUGAUACUAAAAUGUAAAAUAUUCUAGGACUGGAGUCUUGAUCUGAAUAGUUGGGCUGUAGAUUCUAGAAUACAUCUUUUUUUUUAAUACUUAAAAGGAUAAGUUAAGUGAAAUUAGAGUUUAGGAAACUUCUACAGGAGCUGAAAUACUAUAAUUUAUAUACUUAAUACAUUGUUUGUACAUAUGUCGCAAAGUCUGAUCUGUUUCAGAGUAACAGCCGUGUUAGUCUGUAUUCGCAAAAAGAAAAGGAGUACUUGUGGCACCUUAGAGACUAACCAAUUUAUUUGAGCAUAAGCUUUCGUGAGCUACAGCUCACUUCAUCGGAUGCAUACUGUGGAAAGUGUAGAAGAUCUUUUUAUACACAUAAAGCAUGAAAAAAUACCUCCUCCCACCCCACAGUCUGAUCUAUUACCAGUCCUCAUAUUUUCCAUCUUUAGUUAAAAGAUUGUGUAUAGUAAAACUCCUGUUAUAGCUACGCUGACUGAAAAUCAGAAAUGCUUGUUAUCUAGGGCCUACUUUCAACUCUCAUCACUCUUGCUGCACAGCACCAUGCAAUAGUCCCAAUGAAAUUAAGUGCUUAUGUUAAGUGCUACUCCAAGUGAAUAAGCAUUGCAGAAUCGGGUCUCCAGUGUAGAAUGCUUUCUACAAGCACUUUGCAAACUACACCAAUUCUUUUUGCUUCUUUGUGCAAUUCAGAGUGUUGACUCUGAUCUGUAAACUGUUACAUAUUUAGGUCCUGAGUAAUUGAGAUGGCCUCUUUGAGUUGCUGCAGCGGCCAAUCAGCUAGGACACCUUUGCUGACACUGUCUAGAUCUGAAGGUAGGAUGUUCUAAUUGGAGAGCCUUCAACUCUAGAAAUAAUCCACUCCCAGAUCUGCUAGAGCCCAAGUCAGUUGUGCUUCAUGGCAUGGUGUAAGACCCCAUUUUAUUUAUUCAAGCUUUUGCCUUCGAAGAGGGAUUAUCAAAUUGAUAUGGUGCAAUUGGCAGUGGGGAAUUAGUCAACAAAUGUCUUCAGUGUUGUUCAGUGCCUUGAGAGUUCUUAUUCUACGAGAUGUCCUGAAUGUGACUCCAAAAUGCCAGGGUCCUCCAGAAGUUCUCCCAUUUCCUGUACAACAUGCUAGUGUCCAUAUUUUUUUUUUUUUGCACGUUUCAUGUGUCCAAUUUGCAUUAUGUAAAUAAAUCCAGUCCUCCUUCAGAAGCAAAAUGCAAAAGUUUCUUUUGAAAUGAAGGGUUCAUAUUGUUUUUUGCACAUUACCUCCUGUAAAAUUUAAAAGUGGGUUUUUUUUGUUUUUUGUUUCUACUAGCUGCUUUGAAAACUGCACCUGAGAAUUUUCAAAGUACAAAGAAUGAAGGAGAACUUGCCCAGACAAAAUGCUUUUCAUCCUUCAUCUCUAACCAUCCUGAGCAGCAGCAUUUAUUUUAUAUAAGUACUUGGCCACACGACAAACGUGGCUUGAGAGUGGGGGUUAAAUUUAGUUAAGAUCAGAGAGACAAAUUUUAAAUCACAAAAUUCUUCUAUUAUCAAUGAUACAAUAACUAUUGGAUUUUAUAUAAGAACAUAAGAGUGGCUAUACUGGGUCAGAUCAAUGGUCCAUCUAGCCCACUAUCUUAUCUUCCAACAGUGUCCAAUGCCAGAUGCUUCAAAGGGAAUGAAAAAAACAGGGCAAUUAUCAAGUGAUCCAUCCCCUGUUGUUCAAUCCGGCAUCUGGUAGUCAGAGGCUUAGGGACACCCAAAGCAUGGGGUUGCAUCCUUGACCAUCUUAGCUAAAAGCCAUUGAUGGACCUGUCCUCCAUGAACUUCUCUAAUUCUUUUUUGAACCCUGUCAUAGUCUUGGCUUUCACAACAUCCUCUGGCAACGAGUUCCACAGGUUGACUGUACAUUAUGUGAAAAAGUACUUCUUUCUGUUUGAUUUAAACCUGCUGCCUAUUAAUUUCAUUGGGCGACCCCUAGUUCCUAUGUAAAGGAGUAAAUAACACUUCCUUAUUCACCUUCUCCACACCAGUCAUGAUCUUAUAGACCUCGAUCAUAUCCCCACCUUAGUUGUCUCUUCCAGGCUGAACAGUCCGUCUUUUUAAUCUCUCCUCAUGUGAAAGCUGUUCCAGUCCCUUCAUCAUGUUUAUUGCCCUUCUCUGUAUCUUUGCAAUUUCUAAGAUAUGUUCUGAGAUGGAGUGACUAGAACUGCAUGCAGCAUUCCAGGUGUGGGCUUUCCAUGGAUUUAUAUAGUGGCAUUAUGAUAUUUAUUGUCGUCUUAUCGAUUCCUUUCCUAAUGGUUCCUAACAUUCUGUUAGCUUUUUUGACUACCACUUCACAUUAAGCAGAGAACUAGCCUUGACGACUCCAAGAUCUCUUUCUUGAGUGGUAACAGGUAAUUUAGACUCCAUCAUUUUGUAUGCAUAGUUAGGAUUAUGUUUUCCAACAUGCAUUUAUCAACAUUGAAUUUCACCUGCCAUUUUAUUGCCCAAUCACCCAGUUUUGUGAGAUCCUUUUGUAGCUCUUCACAGUCUGCUUUGGACUUAACUAUCUUGAAUAAUUUUCUAUCAUCUGCAAACAUUGCCAUCUCACGUUUACCCCUUUUUCCAGAUCACUUAUGAAAAUGUUGAACAGCACAGGUUCCUGGGGGACCCCACUAUUUACCUCUGUCCAUUCUGAAAACUGACCUUUUAUUCCUAUCCUUUGUUUCCUGUCUUUUAUCCAGUUACUCAUUCAUGAGAGGACCUUCCCUCUUAACCUAGGACCACUUAGUUUGCUUAAGAGCCUUUGGAGAAGGACCUUGUCAAAGGCUUUCUGAAAGUCCAAGUACACUAUAUCCACUGGAUCACCCUUGUCCAAGUGUUUGUUGACCCUCCUCAAAGAAUUCUAAUAGAUUAGUGAGGCAUGAUUUUCCUUUACAAAAGCCGCAUUGAUACUUCCCCAACAAAUUGUAUUCAUCUAUGUGUCUGAUCAUUUUUAAAAAGGAUUGUUGCUUUUCAGUAGCCAUAAACCGUUACUUUUGUGGCAGCACGUUUUAAUGCACGUUCCUGUAGGUAGGUGAGACAGCAUCCGUGGUAGACAAUCAAAAGCAGCCAAUUGCUACAGACAAAUAGCAGAGCUGUUGUCACCUUUUCUGCUCUCUGAAGCACAUUUGAGUCCAAAACGCACUCGAGGGACCAAAUGAAAAGGAGAACACCCCCCAACGCUCUGUACUGUUUGGGUAUCUUGUUUUUUUUUCCUUCAUGGGUGUGUAACCCAUGACAAAAAGCUCACCCCAACCCACUUGUUGUAGUGACAUUCACCCAUGGGAUGUGUUCAGUGGUGAGCUGGAGCUGGUUCGCACCGGUUCGCGCGAACCGGUUGUUAAAUUUUGAAGCCGGUUUAGAACUGGCUGUUAAAGGGGUGGGCAAACUGUGGCCCGCGGGCCACAUGCGGCCCGCGGGACCGUCCUUUCUGUCCCGCCUGAGCUCUCGGCUGGGGAAGCUACUACAGCACCCCUUGAGAAUUUUUACUUACCCAGCGGCACUCCGGGCCUUCGGCAGCACUUCGGCUGCGGGUCCUUCACUCGCUCCGGGCCUUCGGCAGCAGGUCCGUCAGUGCCGCCAAAGACCUGGAGCGACUGAAGGAACCGGUUCUUCAGCUUCUGGCAACUCAUCAUUUGAUGUUUCCCAGUAUUAGCUUUCUAACUGUGUUGUGUUUUGGCUCCGGCUGGCAUCUCUGAAACAUUAGAAAUACGUUACAGCCUCAGGUUUGGCUGCAUGUUUGAUGGUGAUUGUGACAGUUCAGUGUCUGUAAACGGUAUUGUCUGAACAAAAAGAACCUCGAUCACUCAUGCAAGUAGCCUUAGCCACACCGCAAACACGCAGUAUCUCCAAUGUUAAAGGGACUCCAUUGGCUCUGGCUGCAAUUUGGGGAUCGGGGGGGGAAUCCUGGCCUUAGCUUAGACCAGGGGUGGGCAAACUUUUUGGCCGGAGGGCCACAUCGGGGAAUAGAAAUUGUAUGGCGGGCCGUGAAUGCUCACAAAAUUGGGGUUGGGGUGAGGGUUCCACCUGGGGGUGCAGGCUCUGGGCUGGGGCCACAAAAGAGGAGUUCAGGGUGCGGGAGGGGGCUCUGGGCUGGGUCAGGAGAGUGGGGUGCGGAGGGGGUGAGGGCUUUGGGAUGGGGCUGAGGAUGAGGGGUUUGGGGUGCAGGAGAGGGCUCUGGAAUGGGGCUGAAGAUGAGGGGUUUGGGGUGCAGGAGAGGGCUCCGGGCUGGGAUCGAGGGGUUGGGGCGCAGGGGGAGGCUCCAGGCAGUGCUUACCUCAAGCGACUCACAAAAGCAGCUGCAUGUCCCUUCUCCGGCUCCUACCUAGAGGCACAGCCAGGUGGCUCUACAUGCUGGCCCGUCCACAGGCACCACCCAUGCAGCUCUUCUGGGGGCAGCGCUUGGGGUGGGGGCAGCAUGCAGAGCGGAGCCUCCUGGCUGCCUAUAUGCGUAGGAGCCGGAGGGGGGACAUGCCGCUGCUUCUGGGAGCCGCGUGGAGCUGCCCCAGACCCUGCUCCCUAGCAGGAGCUUGAGGGCCAGAUUAAAAUGGCUAGCAGGCCAGAUGUGGCCUGCGGGCUGUAGUUUGCCUACCCCUGACUUAGACCCAACCUUUAGGUUUUAUAAAACUUAAUAUAAUUAGAAGCACUUUCAUUGCUUUAAAAAAAAAAAAAAAGUCUCAGGGGGUUUUAACCUUUCAACCACCCCUUGUAUAAAUAUCCUCAGCUUGGGGAAAGAGAUCAAAUGGUCUGCCCUCUGUCCAGCUUCGCAGUAGCAGAACCAAAAAUGCAGGGCCCCACGUGAACAGCUAGAGAUUGUUUUCAAUUUCUUGCGGCAUGAAAAAAGUGGGAUUAAAAUAUAAAAUCUCCAGGGCCUCCCUGUCUGCAUCCAGGAGUCAUCAAUGGCUCUGACCUUAGUGAGAAGUGCUUUAUACCUAUACUGGGAAUCGCUUAAAUUUUGCUGGCGGUGCUGUUAGUGCAAAUGACCCCGAUUGGAGGCAAGAAAAGCAUCACUGGGCGCUAAAGGUAGCGAUGACGUGAUUGCAUCAUACUACUGUGGUAAGACAAUCGGUGCAAGUAUUUCUCUCACUGUUGUGCUACGGUGCAUCUGUCACCACAGCAGGAUAACCAGGAAGCAGUGCUGGGAACUCUGGGGUACAUUCACCGAGGACAAAGUGCCUCAGUUGGCACAGCAUCAAUGUGGACCCAGGGCAAAACCUUCCACUACUACAACACUGAAUGUGUCUACGGGUCGUGGAAAUUAGAACAGUUGGGUUGACGUUGAUCUAUAGGGUACCAAUGAAUCUUUAAGGCAGACAGUGCCUAAGACAUUCCCAGCCAAUUAGAACCCAAACCGAGACCUAUGGUAUCCUUAACAUUGUCCAAAACGGCUACAUCUCCCUCUUAUGUUCCUGAAAUGGGCAUUUUCCCCACCUUAAUUAGAAUCAGCUCAUUAGAAAUUAAGCUUGGUGGGAAGAAUUCUUCAGUUUCAAGAAUAAUCAAUGUACUCCAGGGGCUCGGAAGCUGUUGCAUGGCUCUCAAAAGGCGUUUGAUUCCAGUAUUAAUCUUGCAGUCGUAAAGCUGCCUAGAAGGACUAUUUGCUGUUUCUUACUAUUGUUUAAUCUUUGAUGGAGUUUUGAGAGGUGAACUCUGAACAAAAGCGGUGUCUUAAACUUUUUUAAUAUGUGCCAAAUUUUUCAUAUUUUUACUGUAUACUUCAUAGGCUUUUAUAGGCGGUUUUGAUAUCUCCGAAGAGGAUGGAAGUAAAAGCCUUUUUUCCCCUGAUCAUCUGUGCUUUGUGACGGCCUGAUCUUAAAUCAUUGAUGGGUCAGGGCUGAUUUCCCACAGCUGUAAUUCAGGGAAAAACUUAUUUCAUUUCCUCCUCCUCUGUGAGUUUUUUAAUCAGCAUAUGUAAAAUAUAUUUUCAUCUAGUGUUCUUGCCCAGAGACAAUUCACGUUUAGAGGUGAACAUUCUCAAAUCGUGUAUUUUUUACAAAAGUAAAUGUUUCCGUUCUGAUGUGUGAGACUAAUUUUAAAACACUAUAGUCCGGCUAUGCUGGACAGUACUGUAGCAGUAUUUGAGAGAUCUCAAGGAUUAUUUAGUGUAGUGGAGGGAAGAAUUACCCAACAUAAAGGUAUACCAGCCAACCUAUAACUCAGAUAUAUACUGUGUGUCAACCAUUGAUGCUCUUCAUUUGUGUUCCCUAGUCGUCUUGGAAUUAAACAGCGGUGUGGUAAUAAGCUAAUACACACAGAGGUCAAUAUGGAAUAAUGAUUUUUGUGUUUUGUGCAUACCUCAUUCUUCUAAAAUGGCUUUACAUACUUAAAUACCUAUUUAUAGGUUUGUUCAUAACUGCACCUGCAGAAAAACCAUUACAUUAAGCAUUAGCUCAGUGUUCUGAUUGAGCUUUACAGGUAAUCCUUGUGAGAAAUGUUCUCAAUUUUAUCAUCUGUACCAGCUUAGUUCACCCAUUUUUGCGUAGUAAUAAUAAAAAAAAAAAUCUGAAAAAUAAA
Messenger RNA from Chelonia mydas (Green sea turtle), 8290 nucleotides. RefSeq names its product selenoprotein N (gene SELENON). Gene Ontology annotation, cellular component: endoplasmic reticulum membrane. Gene Ontology annotation, molecular function: calcium ion binding. The transcript has 12 exons. Lineage: Eukaryota; Metazoa; Chordata; Testudines; Cheloniidae. The record is from RefSeq and is a predicted model, not a curated record. Gene Ontology annotation, biological process: calcium ion homeostasis; skeletal muscle fiber development.